This is a messenger RNA of Entamoeba nuttalli P19, 1002 nucleotides long. Its product is annotated as signal peptidase, putative. The transcript has a single exon. The record is from RefSeq and is a predicted model, not a curated record. Gene Ontology annotation, biological process: membrane protein proteolysis. NCBI's taxonomy places the organism in Eukaryota, Evosea, Mastigamoebida, Endamoebidae. Gene Ontology annotation, molecular function: aspartic endopeptidase activity, intramembrane cleaving. Bases 1 to 996 code for a protein of 331 amino acids. Gene Ontology annotation, cellular component: lumenal side of endoplasmic reticulum membrane; cytoplasmic side of endoplasmic reticulum membrane; membrane.
AUGCCAUCAUUUUAUCAACUCGUUUCUAGUGUUGGAUUAUUUGUUACUCCAAUUUUACCUUUAGUCCUUGGUGCACAAAGAGCUGAAAAAGCAGUUAGAGAGAAAUUAACAGAGUCUAUGGAUUUAAAGAACGCAAUGUCAAUGCCAGUAAUAGGAAGUAUUGUAUUAUUUGGAUUGUACGUUGUUAUUAAAUUCAUUUCAGCAGAUUAUCUACAAUAUUUAUUAACACUUUAUUUCAUGUUUAUUGGUGCAGUUGGAAUAAAUGAAUUUUUUUCAUUUAUAUUUGAGAAAUACGCAUCUCCAGAGAAGUUUUUUAUCACAAUCCCAUUUAUUAAUAGUAAAAUUGAAACAUCUAAAUCAGAAAUUCUUGGGACAGGAGUCGGAUUUAUAUUUUCAUUAUUAUGGGUUAUUACUCGCCAUUGGAUCUUGAAUAACUUACUUGCAUUUUGUUUAACAGUUGUUGCAAUUGGAGAACUUACAGCCCCAUCAUUUAAAAUCGCAGCAAUCAUGUUAAUUGCACUCUUUUGCUAUGAUAUCUUUUGGGUGUUUGGAAGUGAAGUUAUGUUGACAGUAGCAACUCAUGUUGACGGACCAAUCAAAUUUAUCUUCCCUAAAGACGGGAAUUUCAUCUUCACACAACAAGUUUCACUUCUUGGACUUGGUGAUAUUGCAAUUCCAGGUAUUUUUAUUGCAUUAAUGAAAAGAGUAGAUACUUCUUUUAACAAUAAGAGUCAAUAUUUCAUGGUUUCUAUGAUUUCAUAUUUCAUUGGGUUAUUAAUUACAUUCAUCGUUAUGCACACAUUUGCAUUUGGACAACCAGCAUUAUUAUAUCUUGUCCCAGCAUUAUUAAUUGGAACUAUUUCAUAUGCAUUAUCUAGAAAUGAAUUAAAACAGGUAUAUGACUAUCACGACCCUACUGAUGAGAAAGAAGAUACUUCAGAAGAAGAAGAAGAAAGAUCAGAAGAAGAAGAAGAAAGAUCAGAGGAAGAAGAUUAAAAGUAA